Pisolithus orientalis is the source of this 291-nucleotide messenger RNA. RefSeq lists its product as uncharacterized. The record is from RefSeq and is a predicted model, not a curated record. The transcript has a single exon. Lineage: Eukaryota; Fungi; Basidiomycota; Agaricomycetes; Boletales; Pisolithaceae. The annotation marks the transcript as partial.
UUCGUCGUCGUCGGAUGACCUCUUGGGAUCGCGUUCGGACGUAUGGGAUAUGUGCUGGGAUCAUUUCUCGCAUCGGGGGUAGUCCACAACAUCGUGGUAGUCAUGUUCAAUCAAGAUGUCCAAUGGUGGUGCAUGCUCCUCGCGUUCAGGAUGAUGGCCGUUGGUGUUCUCCUUGAGCACAUGUUCACGCGGAUGACGGGGAAGGAAGCGGGUGGGUGGAUUGGGAGAGUAUUGUCGAUGGCUUGGUUAUUGGCGUGGGGAUGUAUCAUGGUGGAUGGGUUCGCGCGAGCG